AUGGGCGACACCAACCUAGCUGAAGACAGCACUGAGGCAGUGUCUCCCCAAUGUUCGCUGCCAGAAUUAUAUGCAUUUGUUGAGAAUUUCAGUAAGAAGAGCAAGAAAUUAAAUCUCCUAAAAACAUGCGGUAUUUCACUUGAUGAAGCACAGAAAAUGCUUACUAAAAACCUGAACGCCAUGUCCUUCGCCAGGGGCGCCGUCAUGGGAAGAGAAGAUCCCCACCAUGUUUUCAUGUGCACGCUGGUUAAAAAGGAGGAGGAGAAGAAGCCAGAGUCCAUGGUGGAACUCCUGCACCGCAGCUUGCUGGCGGGCUCCCAGUCGUCAGUGGAGAGGCUCUGCAGGUCCCAGCAGAGGCUGCGGCAAUGUGGAAUCCCCCCGCCCGCACACACCUUUCCUUAUGACACUCGUAAGGAUCACUCGAAGGCUUUGUCCCGGUUUGCCAACCUGAAGAAGAUUCAGAGCACCAAAGUCUUAUGCAGGCUAGGCCUUCCCAAGGCCAGCUCGGAAAAGCUCACCUUCGAAGACGGAAUUCCUAAAUACCUCUUAGUCGACUCAGGGUCCGCGUUGACUACCCCGCGGGUCGGGACACAGGUGAGUGACCCAGGCAAGACUGCUGAGCUGGAGCGGGGCCCUGCAGGCCUGUGA
Propithecus coquereli (Coquerel's sifaka) is the source of this 648-nucleotide messenger RNA. Its product is annotated as chromosome unknown open reading frame, human C9orf153. The record is from RefSeq and is a predicted model, not a curated record. Lineage: Eukaryota; Metazoa; Chordata; Mammalia; Primates; Indriidae. The transcript is spliced from 3 exons. The coding region runs from base 1 to 648 and encodes 215 amino acids.